CGUUGUUUCCAUUUAUGCGUAGUGUUUUAGAUAUAUUUUCUCAAAGAUACUAAUUUUUUUUAAACCUUGCUGCUUUCUUUUAUCCUUGUUUAAAAAAAAGGAUAAUUGAUAAAUGGCCGAAGUGUAUUUCCAAUUUUAGCAUUUUUAUCCGUUAUUGUAUAAUUUAUGAACAUACGUAAAUGGAAAAAUGGAAUAUGAAGGAUUUGAAAUUUGUUAUCACCAAAGGUUAUAUUAUCACGGGAGUAAACAAUAAUUUAAGCUUCUAUCUGUAUUCAGUAAUAACACCAUAAUUGAUUCACUAUCUAAAUAAUAGAUUGGGAAGUGUGUACGUUUGAAAAUGAUUUUCAUCCUUGCGAUUGAUCUGGUGUGACUGAAGAAUCGGCCUUUUUGUGAGUUCGGCUGCGUCUGCUGUCGUACGCUUGCGAACUUGGCCCGACGUCGGUGUGAAGGCGAAGCGGAGAGUUUAUGUUAUUGAAUUAAUUUCCACUAGAGUUGUGAAUUGAAAUGAGUAGAUCGGCCCUGUGUUAGUCUCGUCUUUUGGAGGAAAACAAGCCCGAGGAUUAGGACCACCGGCUGGAAAAAGCCCCUCAAAAUCAACCCGAGUCGGUCUUAACCUUCAAUAAGAAAAAAUGGGCGAGAACGUCGACUGGAACGAAUCAAACGUUUACAAAAUCCUGCCAAACUCAUUUAAAGCCCAUGUCAUAUCUUUCCAACCGUAUUUAAGAGGUUUUAACGCUGUACUCAGACUCAACAUAAUGAACAAGAUUCAAGCAGAUGACUGGCUUAGAGAUUUCAGCGAAAAGAGUUUAACCAACUAUCGAGUCGACAGGACAUUCCCAGAGAAUACGCCCAAGCUUCUGUUCAAAAAAGAAUUUAGGUGUUUGCACAACACAAGACCUACAUCUCACAAUACAAGGAAACCACAUUCAAAACAUACUGCUUGUAAUGCCAAAGUCACUAUUACAAUCAAACAGCAGGGCAUGAAAAGGAGUAAGGAUAAAUAUCUGAAAGACUUUCCAUGUGAGAUUAUGUUGCGACACAUCCACAAUCACCCACUUUCAUGUUCAGAGUCAUUAAAGCACAGACGUCCAAGCAAAGAAGUUGAAAAUGCCAUUAUGGAUCUUUUCUCACAAGGGCAUUCACCGACUUCAGCCCUUGACAAAUACAAGUGUCGUCUACAAGAGAUUCAUGGUGAAGAUUGUGAAGAGAUUCUUGAGGAUGGCUCGCUCUUUCCUUCACAGAAGUGGUGCUACACCCUUUACUACAACAUGUAUAAAAAGCAGAACACAGGAAAUGAUACCAAUGGAGAGGAGGAGAUGGAGGGAAAGACCACUGAAGACAUAGCGAAUGUCAAGCAUGACGAGGGUGAUGUAAAUAUGCAAUAUGAGCCACUUGUCAAGACUGGUGUUUAUUGACCACUGCAAACAAAAACAAAACAGAAGUUUAGAACCAUUUGUAUUAGCCCAAAGUUGAAUAUCAGUCUUAUUUAGUUAUUAAGUUUUUUGGUCCAUUUGUUGGAAAUGAAUAAAAGUUGUCUUCUGAAUGUUGGUAAUUCAUCUUUUAUUAAUAGUAUUUAUUUAAUUAGUUAUUUUAAUGAAAAUAGGCUUGUGAUAAUUUUAUUUGAUAAAUUUUCACAGAUAGAUAAGUUUACAGCACAGCUAAGUGUUUUUGUAUCAAUGUUUAAGAUGAUUAGAUACAUUUUCUUCCAACUUUUUAUAUACAUUUUUAUAUGUUCACAUAAUAUGCUUACCAUUCAUGGUUUACCAGCUAUAGUCAUAGACUUAAUAAAAAGGAAAUAUAGACAUGUAUGAACUACUUAUGUUAGAUCUCAACCUAAUGUUGUAAUGAAAAUGAAGUGUAUUAUAUAUGUGAAAUUAAUUAAUAAAAUUGAUUUUUCUUUUA
This is a messenger RNA of Cimex lectularius (bed bug), 1902 nucleotides long. RefSeq lists its product as uncharacterized. The record is from RefSeq and is a predicted model, not a curated record. Bases 630 to 1415 code for a protein of 261 amino acids. The transcript has 5 exons. Lineage: Eukaryota; Metazoa; Arthropoda; Insecta; Hemiptera; Cimicidae.